Elephantulus edwardii (Cape elephant shrew) is the source of this 1957-nucleotide messenger RNA. RefSeq names its product matrix metallopeptidase 14 (membrane-inserted) (gene MMP14). Lineage: Eukaryota; Metazoa; Chordata; Mammalia; Macroscelidea; Macroscelididae. Gene Ontology annotation, cellular component: extracellular matrix. Bases 99 to 1844 code for a protein of 581 amino acids. The transcript is spliced from 10 exons. The record is from RefSeq and is a predicted model, not a curated record. Gene Ontology annotation, biological process: collagen catabolic process; zymogen activation; extracellular matrix organization. Gene Ontology annotation, molecular function: zinc ion binding; metalloendopeptidase activity.
AGUAUCUGUGGAAGACAAAGGCGAGGUGGGCGACCCCAGGGCGUGGGCCAGGCCGCGGAGCGCGCACGGCUAGGCUGCCCCGACGGCCGCCGCGGACCAUGUCUCCCGCUCCAAGGCACGCUCGCAGGCUGCUGCUCCCCCUGCUCACGCUCUGCUCGGUGCUCGCCGCGCUCAGCUCGGCCCAAAGCAGCUUCAGCCCAGAGGCCUGGCUGCAGCAAUAUGGCUACCUGCCCCCUGGGGACCUUCGUACUCACACGCAGCGCUCACCCCAGUCACUUUCAGCUGCCAUCGCUGCCAUGCAGAGGUUCUAUGGUUUACGUGUGACAGGCAAAGCUGAUGCAGACACCAUGAAGGCCAUGAGACGCCCCCGCUGUGGUGUUCCAGACAAGUUUGGGGCUGAGAUCAAGGCCAAUGUCAGAAGGAAGCGCUAUGCCAUCCAGGGCCUGAAAUGGCAACAUAAUGAGAUUACUUUCUGCAUCCAGAAUUACACCCCCAAGGUGGGCGAGUAUGCCACAUUCGAGGCCAUUCGCAAGGCAUUCCGCGUGUGGGAGAGUGCCACACCGCUGCGCUUCCGUGAGGUGCCUUAUGCCUACAUCCGUGAGGGCCAUGAGAAGCAGGCCGACAUCAUGAUCUUCUUUGCCGAGGGCUUCCAUGGCGACAGCACACCCUUCGAUGGCGAGGGUGGCUUCCUGGCCCACGCCUACUUCCCAGGCCCCAACAUUGGAGGGGACACCCACUUUGACUCUGCCGAGCCCUGGACUGUCCGGAAUGAGGAUCUUAAUGGAAAUGACAUCUUCCUGGUAGCUGUGCAUGAGUUGGGCCACGCCUUGGGCCUUGAGCAUUCCAAUGACCCCUCGGCCAUCAUGGCGCCCUUUUACCAGUGGAUGGACACAGAGAACUUUGUGCUGCCUGAUGACGACCUCCGGGGCAUACAGCAACUUUACGGAAGUGGGUCAGCAUCCCCCACCAAGAUGCCACCUCACCCCAAGACUACCUCCCGGCCUUCUGUCCCUGAUAAGCCCAAAAACCCCACCUAUGGACCCAACAUCUGUGAUGGGAACUUUGACACCGUGGCCGUGCUCAGAGGGGAGAUGUUUGUCUUCAAGGAGCGGUGGUUUUGGCGGGUGAGAGAUAACCAAGUGAUGGAUGGUUACCCAAUGCCCAUCGGCCAGUUCUGGCGGGGCUUGCCUGCAUCCAUCAACACUGCCUAUGAGAGGAAGGAUGGCAAGUUUGUCUUCUUCAAAGGAGACAAGCACUGGGUGUUUGAUGAGGCUUCACUGGAACCUGGCUACCCUAAGCACAUUAAGGAGUUGGGCCGAGGACUACCUACAGACAAAAUUGAUGCUGCACUUUUCUGGAUGCCCAGCGGAAUGACCUACUUCUUCCGGGGAAACAAGUAUUACCGUUUCAAUGAGGAGCUCAGGGCAGUGGACAGUGAGUACCCUAAAAACAUCAAAGUCUGGGAAGGAGUUCCUGAGUCACCCAGAGCAUCAUUCAUGGGCAGUGAUGAAGUCUUCACUUAUUUCUACAAGGGGAACAAAUACUGGAAAUUCAACAAUCAGAAGCUGAAGGUGGAGCCAGGUUACCCCAAGUCAGCUCUGCGGGAUUGGAUGGGCUGCCCCUCAGGGGGUCGGCCCGACCAGGGGACAGAGGAGAAGACCGAGGUGAUCAUCAUCGAGGUGGAUGAGGAGGGCGGUGGCGCCGUGAGCGCAGCUGCCGUGGUGCUGCCUGUAGUGCUGCUGCUUCUGGUGCUGGCAGUGGGCCUCGCUGUCUUCUUCUUCAGACGCCAUGGGACCCCCAAGCGAUUGCUCUAUUGCCAGCGCUCCCUGCUAGACAAGGUCUGACCCCCACCGCUGGCCCACCCACUCCUACCACAAGGACUUUGCCUCUGAAGGCCAGUGGCAGCAGGGGGUGGUGGGUGGGCUGCUCCCACCUGCCUUAAGCUCCUUCCCCCUAG